Podarcis muralis (Common wall lizard) is the source of this 1354-nucleotide messenger RNA. NCBI's taxonomy places the organism in Eukaryota, Metazoa, Chordata, Lepidosauria, Squamata, Lacertidae. The record is from RefSeq and is a predicted model, not a curated record.
GACUUAACUGUCAGGGGUCCUUUACCUUUACCUAAAGGGGUCUUACCAGGAAUAAUAGAAUACAUCUCAAUCUGGACAAGCCAGAUUGAAUUGCCUAUAGUCUUAAGAGACUCACACGAGUCUGCAACCAGUUUCUGCUGCAUAAGAAGGGGAAUGCACUUUGCUAAAUAAAGAAACUUGCUAGCGCAAGUUAGGAUAUUAAUAAUCAAUAUACCCUCUCUUGCCACCCUCAACAUUCCCACAGUUUGGUUCAACAACCCAAAUGUCAGCUAUUCAAAGGCAAAUUUAGGGGAGCACGGCCAGUUCAGCUGCACUGGGUGUGGAGCCUGAGGGUCUCUGCAGGAGAUGCCACAACUAUUAUUCAGAAUGGAGUGCGAGAGGCAUGGGUAAGGUGCUGAAUUUUGGCAUUGCUUAGGGAGCUGCUGAAAUUUGAGAUCCCAAGGUACACCGAGUGGGGUCCCCUUUUCCUUUUCAUCUUUCUCUUUGUGCCAUUCAGAGUGCGCUCGACUGAGGCUGGCUCCUUCCAUUGCGAUGAUACUGGUCUCAUAUGUGAAGUGAAAGAAGCUGUGACCUUAACAUACUACUUUGAUUCAUGGCCGAAGCUCCUGGAAGAACAGAACACUGAGGAGUUGCAUGUCGCUGGCCCUCUGCUCAACUUUAAGGUGGAUGCAGCAGAGGCUGUGGCAUCCAUUUGCAUCCCUCACUUCUUGUGCCUUGAAGGUGAAGAUAGUUCCCAUGUCUACAUUGCACAUUUUGUUGAAGGGGAGAUGAGGCUGGAGAAGCCAGACAGAGUGGAGCCUCACCAUGCUGUGUUGGAAAACCCCAAGUUCUCUUCCCUUGGAGUCGUUUUCAAAAAGUGGUUUAAGCAAAAGAUCAACACUGUUGUACUGCUCUAUCAUAGGCUUCAUCUGGAAACGCCAACAUUUCACCUGUACCUUCUGCCCAACGACCCUUCGAUAAUAAAGGCGGUCGAUAAGCGUGAAGUAAAUUCAAAGAGAAUAGAGAAACCCCCUGUGACCCUGAAACCUCUGAUGAUUGGCUCUCAGGUCUCUCUUAGUACUCCAGAGGAUGUCACAGUGUAUCCCGAGGAACUGCAUCUUCAAUACCUGGAUGCAGAGAAACUGCAGCAGUACGUAGAACUGUCUGCUGAACAAAUGCAAGAGAAGUUCAACUUCUACCUGAUGAAGAAGGGCACGACUGAAGUUGUUUGGAAGGCCCAUUUAAAAAAAAAUGAGUUAACUUCAGGGCAGAUGGCUUCUCCUAUUAUACACCCAGCACAAGGUCAGCAGGUUUUAAUUGUUUCUUUCAUUGUACUUGUAUCUUAUCUUCCUCCCAAUAGGAAGUGCUGGUGACA